Coregonus sp. 'balchen' is the source of this 36572-nucleotide messenger RNA. NCBI's taxonomy places the organism in Eukaryota, Metazoa, Chordata, Actinopteri, Salmoniformes, Salmonidae. The record is from the annotation of a GenBank genome assembly.
CUGAUUGUUGGCGACAGCGGAAGUUUCUAGGCAUACUUGAAGCUGGGAAAUAACUUAUUGAAUCGCAAAAACUAACGGUUUUUAUUAGACUUUUAUUUAUUUUUUAUCACGGACAACCACGCUAUCGUCAUCGGCUUGAUUGAGUAACGUUUCGCUUUCUAGCGUCAUAAUUCUUACCGUAGUAAAUUUGAAAUGCCAAAAAAUGUUAGAGCUAGCUUGCUAGCUACGUAACGCGUUGGCUAGCAAGGUCUAAAGAUGUCGUCCUGGGAUAUCAGAAAGGUGUACUUGUACAAGUUACCACCAGUUGUCCUGUGCGAGUUCUCCGGUGUUAUGGACAGUAUCUCCGACGUGGACUGGGACAGAUUCGGUAAGAAAUGGCACUGACCGACAUGCUAGUUAGUAGGAAAUAUAGUUUUUAAAAAAAUGUAACUCAGUUGGUAGAGCAUGGCGUUUGCAACGCCAGGGUUGUGGGUUCGUUUCCCACGGGGGACCAGUAUGGGGGGGGGAAAUGUAGUCUCUGGAUAAGAGGGUCUGCUAAAAUGCCAAAAAAUGUAAAUGUUUAAAAAACUCUGUGCUAGUAGGAGCAGGUGCUGUUGGGCGGCAGGUAGUUUAGUGGUUAAGAGCGUUGUGCCAAUAACCGAAAGGUCGCUGGUUCUAAUCCCCGAGCCGAGUAGGUGAAAAAUCUGUCGAUGUGCCCUUAAGCAAGGCACUUAACCCUAAUUGCUCCUGUAAAUCGCUCUGGAUAAGAGCGUCUGCUAAAUGACUAAAAUGUAGGAUAAGCUAUGGUGUCCAAGUUGAUGACGUAUCUCGUCCGAACAGCCGAAUGAAACCCGAAGUCCAAGACGAAACCAAAAUGUCGUCAGAAUAUAUGCGGAAACUGUUCGGAAUAGUUGCGGUUGGGAAGCAUGCAGACGGCCCCUCGUCCGGGCUUGAGCAACAGUAGGGAUUCACUUGAAUAUUACAUCAAUCAUGCCAGUCAGAUGCAAAAUUGCAUUACAAAUUGCAAAUCUGACAGAUUUAUUGCGUGAUCUUCGAUCAUUUAUGACUAUUUCGAGGAAGUAUAUACCGGCCUACGUAAACUCAAAAUGGACAAACACACUAUUGCCCCUUUUUUGUCGUUUUUCAAGCCAAGGUCUUUUAAGGCCAGGCACCACAGGCUAAUAGGGAUUUUUUGUUUCUUUACUCUCAUCAGACUGAAACUUUACCAGUUUUAAAGUAUACAUAAAUACAAGAUAAUGUAGUAUUACAUGGGGUAUAUAUAUACCCCAAACGGAUUCUCGUAAAAAAAAAGUAUUAUUAUUAUUUAACUCUGCUAUGUCUGGGACUAUAUCUGUGUAUGCUCUUCCAUUAGCAUCCCCAUUGACUGUAGCCCUCUCUGAAUCUCUGCAACUAAAGUGUGGGGGCGGGGGGGGGGGGGGGGGGGGGGGGGGAAGUACUUAUGUCUGUCGACAUUACAGUCAUAACUGCAGGACUAAAUAUCAGCAUGUUACCCUAUGUAAAUAUCAGCAUGUUACCCUAUGUAAAUAUUAGCAUGUUAGGCUCUGUUGUAGCCGGCCGCGACCGGGAGACCCGUGGGGCGGCGCACAAUUGGCCCAGCGUCGUCCAGGGUAGGGGAGGGAAUGGCCGGCAGGGGAUGUAGCUCAGUUGGUAGAGCAUGGCGUUUGCAACGCCAGGGUUGUGGGUUCGAUAAAAUAAUGUAUGCGCUAACUGUAAGUCGCUCUGGAUAAGAGCGUCUGCUAAAUGACUAAAAUGUAAAUGUAUGUAAAUCAGGGGUGUCAAACUCAUUUUAGCUCAGGGGCCACAUGGAGGAAAAUCUAUUCCCAAGUGGGCCGGACCGGAAAAAUCAUGGUAUAUAUAACUUAAAAACAACAACUUCAGAUUGUUUUCUUUGUUUUAAUACGAUCAACAUAAAGCUGGAGCCUGAGGACAGUGUGUCCAAAAUAGUACAAGCACAACAUCACUAUUAAUCAUAAAACACGUCAAGUUUAUUUGAAAAUUCUAAAGAAAAAGAACACACAAACACACAAUGCCUCAGUGAUUAACAGAACUGUUUCACAGAUCACAGAACUAUAUCAGGGUGUAAUUUCUCAGGCAGAAAUGUAGAUAAAAAUAAUGAAAUCCUGUUCCCCAAACAAGUGCAAGAACCACAGAGUCAAGAAUAGGUUAAAUAUACAAAUAAAAUAAAAUCAAUUAAAAACAAUAGCACAUCAACAUAAAAACAUAUAAACAUAAAGCUGGAGCCUGAGGACAGUGUCCAAAAGCACAACAUCACUAUUAAUCAUAAAACACCUCAAGUUAUUUGAAAGUUCUGAGGACAAAGAACACACAAACACACAAUGCCUCAGUGAUUCACAGAAGUAUAUCACAGAUCACAGAACUAUAUCAGGGUGUCAUUUCUCAGGCAGAAAUGUAGAUAAAAAUAAUGAAAUCCUGUUCCCCAAACAAGUGCAAGAACCACAGAGUCAAGAAUAGGUUAAAUAUACAAAUAAAAACAAUUAAAAACAAUAGCACAUCAACAUAAAAACAUCAACAUAAAUCUGAAAGCGUUGCUCAAACUCCCGUAACAGUCCCGUUAUUUUAUCUUUGAAUCGCUUCAUGUCUGCCACGUUGGGUCGCGCACACAUUUUUCAGACAGGGGAUGUGAGCUGCAUCACCACCGGCAAGUUGCGUCUCCCACAAUGACAGCUUCAACUUGAAAGAACGUAUGCUGUCAUAAUACUGCGUGACAACUUUGUUGCGCCCUUGCAGCUGUUUGUUCAAGUUAUUCAGGUGCUCUGUAACAUCCACCAUAAAUGCAAGGUCCUGCAUCCAUUCUGCGGAAUGAAAUUCUAACACUGGUUUGCCCUUUUCUUCCAUGAACUGUUCAAUUUCUUCUCGUAAAUCAAAGAAACGCCUCAGCACAGCACCUCGGCUUAACCAUCUUACCUCAGUGUGGUAUGGCAGGCCAUAGAUGUGGUCUUUCUCUCUGAGAAGGCUGUCAAACUGACGGUGAUUCAGGCUUCUGGAUCGGAUGAAAUUAACAGUUUGGAUGACCACCUUCAUGACGUUAUCCAUCUUUAAUGACUUGCAACAAAAAAAAGCCUCCUGGUGCAAAAUACAGUGAAAAGUCAAAAAAUCACGUCCUCCAUUUGCAGAUUGCACUUUCUCUCUGAACUUUGUCACAACGCCUGCUUUUUUUCCCGAUCAUUGAAGGCGCACCAUCUGUAGCCAGGCUGACAGCGCGGGACCAGUCCACUCCGACCCUGUCCAGCGCGCCAACGAGUGCGGUAAAAAUAUCAGCUGCUGUCGUUGUAUCUGUCAUCGGCACCAACUCCACAAACUCCUCGGUGACGGUCAAUGUGUCAUCAACUCCGCGGAUGAAAAUGGCCAGUUGUGCAACAUCUGUAAUGUCCGUGCUUUCAUCAAUUGCAACCGAAAACGCAAUAAAUGACUUUACUUUUGGCUUCAACUGGCUGUCCAAAUCCACUGAAAGAUCGGAAAUCCUGUCUGCAACUGUGUUUCUUGUCAGGCUGAUAUUUGCAAAAUCCUGCCGCUUUUCAGGGCACACAAUCUCCGCUGCCUUCAUCAUGCAUGUUUUUACAAAUUCACCCUCACUAAAUGGUUUUGAAGCCACUGCGAUUUCAUUAGCAAUGAGGUAGCUAGCUUUCACUGCAGUGUCACUGAUGUCUCGGCUGUGAGUAAACACAGACUGCUGUUUCUUCAGACCCGCCAACAGUUCAUUCACCUUCUCUCAUCUCCGCUGUCCUUGAAAGUUGUCAUAUUUGUCGGCAUGAAGACUCACAUAGUGGCGACGAAGGUUAUAUUCUUUCAGCACUGCAACAUGCUCUGAACACACCAAACAUACAGCUUUCCCAUUCAAUUCCGUGAAUAAAUAGGAUGACCAUUUUUCUUGGAACACUCUGCACUCUGUGUCCACUUUUCUCUUUUUUGACAGAGACAUAUUGGGGCAAUGAGGGUGCCAAAGCACAUAAUGUUAAAAGUAGAAGCCGUAAUAAAUAUCGCGGGCAAAACAAAGUAGCUCAUUGGCUGCACGUGCUUGACCUACUUGCUCUGCCCCGGUAUAAACAGUUUGCUUGCUUAACACAAUUGCUAUUGCGCCAUCCAGUGGACGCAAUUGGAACAGCAGUUUAUUUUAUAGAAAAAUGGCAGCGCAUUUUUAUACUUUACAAAAAAAACAUUUUUUUUUAUUUAUUUAUUUUUCUCUCAAAAUCAUCUCGCGGGCCGGAUUAAACCCGUUUGCGGGCCUGAUCCGGCCCGCGGGCCGUACGUUUGACACCCCUGAUGUAAAUGUUACCCUAUGUAAAUAUCAGCAUGUUACCCUAUGUAAAUAUCAGCAUGUUACCCUAUGUAAAUAUUAGCAUGUUACCCUAUGUAAAUAUUAGCAUAUCAGCAUGUAUUUACUCAGUAAUGACAGAAGGCUACAGCCCUAUGACACCGUAGGCCUAUGUGAUAGUCUCGUUGUAUGGGUAUGUUUUCCUAUCGCUCUGUCUAUUUACUUUGAUUACAUUUGCUGGAGCAAGGAAAUAAAUAUUAUUUAUACACAGCAAGUCACCUGACAAUAAUGGGCUACUCUCCCUUUUUAUUGACCUGUCACUCUCCUGUCACGUCUCUGAUAUGAGCUGAGACUCAGGGAAGGAAUCCCUUUGUUGAUUUUCUUUAGAGCUGCAUAACCAAGUCCAAGUUCGUGGGCUAGAAGAACCAUCCUCACAUUUAUAUCGAAUGCCACAUCUCCCCUGGAGCCCUCCUGCAGCCUGGAGGAAGUGGAAACACUCCUCCUAAAUGCAUCACGAUCACCUUCAGUGUGCACAUUCUAUCAUGACAGAAUCCCUGGUUGGUGGGGGUCUAUAGUGAUUUUCAGUCCAGUGUUUAGACACUAAGGGCAAAUCAAAUCAUGUACAUGUUGGUUUAUUUGUGACAUGUGGAAUAAAAGAGACUGUUGGCUGGCUGCUGUCUGGUUGAUUGCUGCUAGCUGGCUGCUGUCUGGUUGAUUGCUGCUAGCUGGCUGCUGUCUGGUUGAUCGCUGCUAGCUGGCUGCUGUCUGGUUGAUCGCGGCUAGCUGGUUGAUUGCUGUCUGGUUGAUCGCUGCUAGCUGGCUGCUGUCUGGUUGAUCGCGGCUAGCUGGUUGAUUGCUGUCUGGUUGAUCGCGGCUAGCUGGUUGAUUGCUGUCUGGUUGAUCGCGGCUAGCUGGUUGAUUGCUGUCUGGUUGAUUGCGGCUAGCUGGCUGCUGUCUGGUUGAUUGCUGCUAGCUGGCUGCUGUCUGGUUGAUCGCUGCUAGCUGGCUGCCGUCUGGUUGAUCGCUGCUAGCUGGCUGCCGUCUGGUUGAUCGCUGCUAGCUGGCUGCCGUCUGGUUGAUCGCUGCUAGCUGGCUGCCGUCUGGUUGAUCGCUGCUAGAUGGCUGCCGUCUGGUUGAUCGCUGCUAGCUGGCUGCCGUCUGGUUGAUCGCUGCUAGCUGGCUGCCGUCUGGUUGAUCGCUGCUAGCUGGCUGCCGUCUGGUUGAUCGCUGCUAGCUGGCUGCCGUCUGGUUGAUCGCUGCUAGCUGGCUGCCGUCUGGUUGAUCGCUGCUAGCUGGCUGCUGUCUGGUUGAUCGCUGCUAGCUGCUAGCUGUCAUCUUCAUCUCAACUAAUGUGCGUCUCGGCGCGCUGCUGCCGGCCUCCUCCUUUCCCUCCUCUACCUGUACUGCCACUUCCUGGAUCGGCUGAUCAGGCUCAUGUUUUCUAUCAUUCACUGCUUUUCUCGCAUUGGCCAACUGAGAUCGCCUAUUUUUAUUCACAUACAGUAGGUAUUUUCUUUGAGAAUUUCUAAUUUUGUCUCUCUUUACGUGGAUUCUUCGCGGGAGAUAUUUUCAAACAAGGAAAUGCUGAGGCAUUUUAACCAAUCAGGUUGCCGGAAAGGGCCUUUUAAAUGCCGGUAACCAAUCGGAUGUCAGGAAAUUACUCAUUUUUCAGCACGAAGCACUACAUCUACAAAGAAUAUAGCCAUGUAUGGACUAACUAACGAUAUGCUCCGGAAAACAAGCUUUUGAAUGAUAUGAUUCAACGUGAAGAUUUUUUAAAAUAGCGGUUUAAGUUCAUCAUGAAACAUGCUAACAAGAACAAAAUGUAUAAAUAAUAAUAUAAUCUGCCAUUUAGCAGACGCUUUUAUCCAAAGCGACUUACAGUCAUGCCUGCAUACAUUUUUUUUUUUUGUGUAUGGGUGGUCCUGGGGAUCGAACCCACUACCUUGGCGUUACAAGCGCCGUGCUCUAUCAGCUGAGCUACAGAGGACCACAACGUAUGCAGAGGAGCACAAUGUAUGCAGAGGAGCACAAUGUAUGCAGAGGAGCACAAUGUAUGCAGAGGAGCACAAUGUAUGCAGAGGAGCACAAUGUAUGCAGAGGAGCACAAUGUAUGCAGAGGAGCACAAUGUAUGCUAGGUGUAGUUGACGGCGAUGGGAAAAAAUGAUACAAAUCAAGUAUUUAUAUACAUUCUGAUUUAUUUGUACAUUUUGUGAAAUUAUAGAAGUUGUAGAUGGAAGCAAAAUCACAAUUUUUUGCCUGUGGUGCCUGGCCUUAAGGGAUUAUGUUUUGCCUGUGGUGCCUGGCCUUAAGGGAUUAUGUUUUGCCUGUGGUGCCUGGCCUUAAGGGAUUAUGUUUUGCCUGUGGUGCCUGGCCUUAAGGGAUUAUGUUUUGCCUGUGGUGCCUGGCCUUAAGGGAUUAUGUUUUGCCUGUGGUGCCUGGCCUUAAGGGAUUAUUUUUUGCCUGUGGUGCCUGGCUUUAAGGGAUUAUGUUUUGCCUGUGGUGCCUGGCUUUAAGGGAUUAUGUUUUGCCUGUGGUGCCUGGCUUUAAGGGAUUAUGUUUUGCCUGUGGUGCCUGGCCUUAAGGGAUUAUGUUUUGCCUGUGGUGCCUGGCCUUAAGGGAUUAUGUUUUGCCUGUGGUGCCUGGCCUUAAGGGAUUAUGUUUUGCCUGUGGUGCCUGGCCUUAAGGGAUUAUGUUUUGCCUGUGGUGCCUGGCCUUAAGGGAUUAUGUUUUGCCUGUGGUGCCUGGCUUUAAGGGAUUAUGUUUUGCCUGUGGUGCCUGGCCUUAAGGGAUUAUGUUUUGCCUGUGGUGCCUGGCCUUAAGGGAUUAUGCAGCAGUGGUGGGAAAACUACCCAAUUGUCAUACUUGAGUAAAAGUAAAGAUACCUUAGUAGAAAAUGACUCGAGUGAAAGUCACCCAGUAAAAUAUUACUUGAGUAAAAGUCUGAAAAUAUUUGGUUUUUAAUAUACUUAAGUAUCAAAAUUAAAAGUAUAAAUAAUUUCUAAUUCCUUACAUUAAGGAAACCAGACCGCACAUUUUCUUGUUUUGUUUUAUUUUACGGAUAGCCAGGGGCACACGCGAACAUUCAGACAUCUUUACAAAUUAAGCAUUUGUGUUUCGUGAGUCCGUCAGAUCAGAGGCAGUAGGGAUGACCAGGGAUGUUCUCUUGAUAAGUGCAUGAAUUUGACGAUUUUCCUGUCCUGCUAAGCAUUCAAAAUGUAACGAGUACUUUAGGGUGUCAGGGAAAAUGUAUGUAGUAAAAAGUACAUAAAUGUCGUUUUAAAAUGUAGUGAAAUAAAAGUUGUCAAAUAUAAAUAAAGUACAGAUACCCUCAAACUACUUAAGUAAAAAAUACUUUAAACUACUACUUAAGUACUUUGCACCGCUGGUAUGCAGCACACUCGUCCAGCCGAACUGAAGCAUGCUGAUGCAUCACGUAUCAAAAUAGCAAUUCUAAAUUUGACACUCUCAUUGCCCCCCCAUAAAAUAACUCCUCACUUGCUAAAUAAUGAAUGAGUUGCUUGCCGAAACCCUCUCGCUUCUUCCUCUCAGGUAUAGCCUCUCGCUAGCUAGCUAGUAGUCAUGCAUGCGCCGUUGGGGAUAGCCAAGCUAAAGCAGAGAGGAAGAGGUGAAGCCAGUAUCUUUCAGUAUAGAUAAUAUUUGCUUAAAGUUGAUUUCCAUUGACUAUGAACACCAAAUAAAGUUGUAAGUAUCUUUGCUAUGAACGGUAUUGCUAGCUAGCUAGCUAGCUAGCUAGCUCAGUAAAAAAGCCAUUAUACAGAUGAGACAGUUAACUAGCUGGAUACAUUAUGAGCAGGACCCAAAGUUUUUCCUGGCCACAUGACCUAAUAAGGAAUAACCUCUGGGGCCCUAAGUAUGACCCUGUAGGGCCCAGAGUUUUUCCCGAUCAGGAAGAGCAGAGCGAACAACAGUAGUGCUGCUGUGACUGUAACUGAGGUGUAUUAUGGUGUGAUUUGAUCUCUAAACAAUUAUUGAUUUCUAUACCAUUUUGUUAUUGGUCCUCCAUGGCAGCGUCCCAUGUGUUGACGGACCAGACUGACAGACGUCUGGCUGAGAGGAGAGAGCGACGGACAGACUGGGUGAUGAACCACUGGGCUCAGAGGAAUGGAACAGUGGGAGAACUACUGAACGUGUUGGAGAAGCUGCAGCUGUUCAGAGCCAGAGACAUCAUCCUGGACUGUGAGUUUGACACAGACCUGGGCAGAAGGACGGACGUGUGCGUGCACAGACAGACAGACAGAGACAGACGGACGGACGCGUGCGCGCGCAGACGGACAGGACGGACGGACGACCGACCGACCGACCGGGAAGAAUCAUUGUUCUUUAUAAUGGAUGCUUCUGGAAGAUGACUGUGUAAAGGCUUCUGUUUUGUUAAUAUAGGGAAGCCCAGUGGACAGCGGCCCUCUUCCACUCCACUUGCUGCCCCGUCGCAGGUUAAACUGGAGCCUCCCGUUCCCCCCUCUCACCUCUUCAAGCCCCCUCCUAAAGCCCAUCCUGCCAGCACUCUGACCACGAAGAGACUCUCUCCACCUGGUAACGUCUCUUCUCACUAUACACUGCGCAUACUAUGCUUACAACACUGAUUAUUAUAACACUUCUUACAUAGAUUUAGGCAGGUAGCUUAGUGGGUAAGAGCGUUGUGCCAGUAACCGAAAGGUUGCUGGUUCUAAUCCCCGAGCCGACUAGGUGAAAAAUCUGUCUGUGGCCUUGAGCAAGGCACUUAACCCUAAUUGCUCAUGUAAGUCGCUCUAUAUAAGAGCGUCUGCUAAAAAAUGUAAAAAAAUAAAUACAAAUAAAAGAUUUCACACUGCUUGUAAUAUGAUUCUAACAAAGGCUUACAAAGUCUUAUCAUAUUUUACACCAUAGAAUUACAUAUAGGAUCUCUGUGUUUAUAGGAUCUCUGUGUUUAUAGGAUCUCUGUGUUUAUAGGAUCUCUGUGUUUAUAGGAUCUCUGUGUUUAUAGGAUCUCUGUGUUUAUAGGAUCUCUGUGUUUAUAGGAUCUCUGUGUUUAUAGGAUCUCUGUGUUUAUAGGAUCUCUGUGUUUAUAGGAUCUCUGUGUUUUUAAUAUGUUCAUAACACGGCUGUAAGGUAUUUUAUCAUAUUAUUCACUGCUAUCGUUGGUCCAUGUAACCCAGUUUAAAUUCACUGCUAUCGUUGGUCCACAUAACCCAGUUUAAAUUCACUGCUAUCGUUGAUCCAUGUAACCCAGUUUAAAUUCACUGCAAUCGUUGAUCCAUUUUACCCAGUUUAAAUUCACUGCUAUCGUUGGUCCACAUAACCCAGUUUUAAAGUGCUGUGCUAUCAGAUCAGUCUAUGCUCCACCUUCACUCAGACUCUCUCCCUCCAGGACUGAGGGCUCUGCCCAAACCUGGCCCUCCACCCACAGGGCUGAAAUCACAGGACCACAGAGGGACGUCUAUAGACCAACAGGUGACGGAAGCCAUUCAGUAGCAAUCCAUCAAUCAAUCAAAUGUGCUCCGAGUUUACCAAACAUUAGGAACACCUUCCUAAUAUCCCUCAGAACAACCUACAUUUCUUCAAUCUUUUGUCUUGGCCUUUCACCCUCUGAAUGGCACACAUACAUAAUCCAUGUCUCAAGGCUUAAAUCCUUCUUUAACCUGUCUCCUCCCCUUCAUCUACACUGAUUUUGAAGUGGAUUUAACCGGUGACAUUAAUAAGGGAUCAUAGCUUGGAUUCACCUGGUCAGUCUUAUCGUUGAAAGAGGUGUUCUUAAUGUUUUGUAUACUCGGGUGUAUUUUUAUAAAACCCUUUUUUACAGUCUUGACAGAUCAGAUCGGGUCUUUUGCCAAUAAUUGGGCAAUACAUCAAAAGUGGCCUGCUUGUGUAAACGCAGCCUUUGAAAGAAAAGCGGUGUGAGAGAGGAACUAUAGUCGCUAUUGUUAGAUUCAGAUGUAAAAAGCAGAAUGAAAUAGUUGACUUCAGGAAAUGGUUGUAAAGUAGACCGAAACAAUAAAACAGAACUAACACAUAUUUAGAACGGUUUGAUUUCUCUGGUAGGCAGUCGGUCUCGACAAUGACUACUCAUUCAUGGUUACUAAUACCGGUAGUAGAUGUAAUUUAUGUUCUAUACCAAAGUAUCUUUCUCAUUAGUCUGUGGGUGAUUGGGUCUUUCUCAUUAGUCUGUGGGUGGUUGGGUCUGUCUCAUUAGUCUGUGGGUGAUUGGGUCUUUCUCAUUAGUCUGUGGGUGAUUGGGUCUUUCUCAUUAGUCUGUGGGUGGUUGGGUCUGUCUCAUUAGUCUGUGGGUGAUUGGGUCUUUCUCAUUAGUCUGUGGGUGGUUGGGUCUGUCUCAUUAGUCUGUGGGUGGUUGAGUCUGUCUCAUUAGUCUGUGGGUGGUUGUGUCUGUCUCAUUAGUCUGUGGGUGGUUGUGUCUGUCUCAUUAGUCUGUGGGUGGUUGUGUCUGUCUCAUUAGUCUGUGGGUGGUUGUUUCUGUCUCAUUAGUCUGUGGGUGGUUGUGUCUUUCUCAUUAGUCUGUGGGUGGUUGUGUCUGUCUCAUUAGUCUGUGGGUGGUUGUGUCUGUCUCAUUAGUCUGUGGGUGGUUGUGUCUGUCUCAUUAGUCUGUGGGUGGUUGUGUCUGUCUCAUUAGUCUGUGGGUGGUUGUUUCUGUCUCAUUAGUCUGUGGGUGGUUGUGUCUGUCUCAUUAGUCUGUGGGUGGUUGGGUCUGUCUCAUUAGUCUGUGGGUGGUUGUGUCUUUCUCAUUAGUCUGUGGGUGGUUGGGUCUUUCUCAUUAGUCUGUGGGUGGUUGUGUCUGUCUCAUUAGUCUGUGGGUGGUUGGGUCUGUCUCAUUAGUCUGUGGGUGGUUGUGUCUUUUUGGAGGGUUGGGAUCAAAGCAGAGGAAAAUUGAUCAAUAAAGUCUUGUUCUUCUUCAUUAGUGGUCUGACUCCAGGGGCCCCCUGCUGUCCAGUGCUAUGUGUUGGCCGUUUGAGGAAGUCCAGAGAGGAACAGAGGACUUCUCCCAGGCCAGGCAGAUAGGAGAGGGGGGUUUUGGACAUGUGUACCGGGCUACCAUGAGGAGUACUGACUACGCUGUCAAGAGGCUGAAAGAGGUAUGCGACAUGGGACUGCUCAGUCCUCUUCAGUGGUAUCAUGGAGGAAGAUGGUUGAUGUGAAGAUAUCUUGUGAUGUAACCGUUUCAAUCAAAUCAAAGUAUGUGUUGUGUAAGCAGGAUACAACAGGUGUAAAACUGUCCAGCGAAAUGCUUACUUACGAGCUCUUUCUCAACAAUGCAGUGUUCAAUAUAUAGGUAAGAAAGUAGAAAAAAACAGAAUGGAUCUUAACCCUUUUUACAAUCGUGGGAAUUGGCUUAUAUGGAUGGGGCUACAUUCAAAUGUUUCUUACUGAAAUAUGAAAAGCAUAUGCGUUAACCAUGUAUUAAUUGACAUUUUGAACAGUUUGUAGAUUAUGGGAAAUUUAAUAGACCCAGGGUGAGGACACAAACGUUCACCUGCCAAAAGACUGAAUCCAAACAUUACACUGGUGAUUUUUAUGUGCAUUUUACACUCACCGAACAGUUGAUUAGUUACACCCCAUGGAGUACAGCCUGGAUUCUUCUGGGCGUUCUACAAGGUGUCGGGAAACGUUUCAUAGGGAUUUUGGGCAAUGCUGACUCUAUCGCAUUACGCAGAUUGGACGGCUGUACAUUCACGCUGCGAGCGUCCCGUUUCAUCUCAUCCCAAAGAUGCUCUAUUGGGGUGAGGUCUGGGGACUGUGCAGGCCACUCAAGGAAACUGAACUUGCCGUCAGGUUCCGGGUGCCGUUUUUUUCGACUCAAUUGUCCAGUGUUGGUGAUCACGUGACCGUUGGAGCCGCUUCUUCUUGUUUUUAGCUGAUUGGUGUGGAACCCGGUGUGGUCGUCUGCUGCAAUAGUCCAUCCGUGACAAGGACCAACGGGUUUUGUGUUCUGAGAUGCCGUUCUGCACACCACUGUUGUACUGCGCCGUUAUUUGUCUGUUUGUGGCCCACCUAGCUUGCACCAUUCUUGCCAUUCUCCUUUUGACCUCUCAUCAACGAGCUGUUUUCGCCCACAGGACUGCUGCUGACUGGAUGUAUUUUUUUUUUUUGUCGCACCGUUCUCGUAAAACCGUAGACACUGUAGUGCGUGAAAAGCCCAGGAGGCCGGCCGUUUCAUCAAUAAAAUACGAUUGUGUUCGUUGUCCGUAGCUUAUGCCUGCCCAUACCGUAACCCCACCGCCACCACUCACCCACACGACGCCAUACACGUGGUCUGCGGUUGUGAGGCUGGUUGGACGUCCUGCAGAAUUCUCUAAAAUGACAUUGGAGGCGGCUUAUGGUAGAGAAAUGAACAUUCAAUUCUCCAGCAACAGCUCUGUUGGACAUUCCUGCAGUCAUCAUGCCAAUUACACGCUCCCUCAACUUCAGACAUCUGUGGCAUUGCGUUGUGUGACAAAACUGCACAUUUUAGAGUGGCCUUUUGUUGUCCCCAGCACAAGGUGCACCUGUGUAAUGAUCAUGCUGUUUUUAAUCAGCUUCUUGAUGUGCCACACCUGUCAGGUGGAUGGAUUAUCUUGGCAAAGGAGAAAAUGCUCACAAACGGGGAUGUAAACAAGUUUGUCCUCAAUUUGACAUAAAUGAGCUUUUUGUGCGUAUGGAAAAUUUCUGGGAUCUUCUAUUUCAUCUCAUGAAACAUGGGACCAACACUUUUACAUGUCGCGUUUAUAUUUUUGUUCAGUGUAUAUACGUUUUUUUUUAUUUUUUUUAUACGUUUUGUUUGUUUGUUUACGUGAUCCGGGCCUAAAACUAACACCCGCCACCUGACAAAUGCGGGUAGAUUUUGGCAUUGGGCGGGUAAGAUGUCUAUUUCACUGUCCACGUUGGCGGGGGGUGGUCAGGGCUCCACGGUGCGAGCAUUUCAUUCGCGUUUGUGAAUAAAAUAGUCAAGUUUGAUCACAUUUAUAAGUGAUAUGCUGCAGUAGUAGCUGUUUGCAAAGUAUUUCUGUCGUUUUUGUUUCAUAGCUGGUCAAAUAAUCGCGCGCAAAGUACGAUUUUAUGAAUCCUGUACAUCCCACCUCGCUCUUAAACUCUGCCGGGGGGCUUUGUGCACAUGAAGGGCUGAGUGAAAGAUGCAUUUUUAGAAGAGCUUCUCAUAAAAUUAAAAUUAAAUAUAUAUUAUUAUUAUUAUUAAAAUAUGGUCUACUUUACUUCAAACGAAGUGAGACUUUGUCCUCGUGUUUCUUGGCUAUUUACAUAGUUUUUGUUCACAAGCCAGGUUGUUUUUCCCAGUGUUUGAGUUUCAGCUGUUAGAGGAAAGAAGACAAUACUUCUACUAGUCCGACUCGAUCUCACUUGACUUGAGUCACGUUAUAUAUAUAUAUAUAUAUAUAUAUUUAUAUAUAUUUUUUUUUUCACCUUUAUUUAACCAGGUAAGCCAGUUGAGAACACGUUCUCAUUUACAACUGCGACCUGACCAAGUAACGCCCUUACUGGGGCAGGUGAACAUUUUUGUCUCAUCUGUGAUAUUUUGGUUAAAAGACUCAGGUCACAAAAAAAAUAUUAAGCAAUAUACCACAUUUUACUUCUUACUAGUAAUACAUUUAUUGUUUUAGAAACAUUUACAAAGCAUGCUCAUAAAAAAAUAUAUAUAUAUAUAUAUUUUUAAGAGAAACAGAUUUUGUUGUCAUAGAAAGGAGACAUGAGUGCAUUCAGGUGCUGCGGUAUAUUUCCUUCACAAUAGACAAACAUGGGCUCAUUCUGUUCAGAACAACCCAGGGUAUGACGCCAUGUCACCUUGUAACUGUAAAUCAGACCUGGUGAUCAUAAACGUUGACACUGUAUAUGAUAUGAGUAUUAUGAUAUGGAAAUGUGAAGUGCACAUUUGUUGCUUGUAUGACAUCAAAGAGGUAUUUAGUCUAAUCCUCAACUUCUCAUCUUUCAGAAUACAUCAAGUCCUCAUUUAAUGUGCAGCAUUUCCCUCACUCAGUGUUAUGUGAAUUAUUCAACAAACUAUUUCAGUGUCUCUGUGCGUCUCCCAAAAGGAUCAAGAAACGGACAGAGUCCCGGUCUGCGUAGUCAGAGAUGUUUAUUCAAUGAGAAUUCUGCCAUCAGUUCACACACACAUACACACAUACAUACAUACAUACAUACAUACAUACAUACAUACAUACAUACAUACAUACACACACACACACACACACACACACACACACACACACACACACACACACACAUAUAUACAUACAUACAUACAUACACACACACACACACACACACACACACACACACACACACACACACACAUACAUACAUACAUACAUACAUACAUGCACUCUUCCAAGCCUAACAGUCUCUCUCCUCCCUAAAUUCCUCAGUUAUCUUGGUUUCCCAGUUGUCUGUAGCCAGUUCUCCUUGUCCUUUGUUGUCUGGCCUAACUCCUACUCACAUUGCUAAAUAGUAACACAAUGUAAUCUCAACUUGCCCUACACUCACACAUUUCCAGGUAGUUGAUUCUAACACAUCUCGCACGGUUUCGGAGUGUAAUAAUUAGUCACUACUAAGAAAGUACUAAUCAUACUUAAAAACAAGAACAUUUCACAACUAUAUUUAAGGGUGGAACAUUUUAGUCAUUUACUUUUAACCUGUGUAUAUAUUUUAAUUUCUAUAUCACUCAAGACAACAAAACAUUUUACAGAAGUUGCCCAAUUAGCGGCAGGGAUGUGGGCAACUUCUUGUUGCGUGUGCUGCUCAGGUUCAGAAUGACUGUCAGUCACAACCCGUAUACGAGAACCAGUGUAAAGGGUUAAAGAGCACUGAAUCAAUACUAGGUCAGAUAUCUAAAAAUAUACAACAUCUAAGAAUAAAAACACAAAGUAAAACACAGGAGAAUGUACACUAUACAAGGUCAGUACCUUUUUAUAGUAUGUUAUCAAUGUGCAGGGAUACAAUGGUAGUAGGGGUUAGAUACUUUUGUUAAUGUAGUGUAUGUGGACACCUGCUUGUCGAACAUCCCAUUCCAAAAUCAUGGACAUUAAUAUGGAGUUGGUCCCACCUUUGCUGCUAUAAUAGCCUCCAUUCUUCUGGGAAGGCUUUCCACUAGAUGUUGGAACAUCGCUGCCAUUCAGUCACAAGCAUUAGUGAGGUUGGGCACUGAUGUCGGGCGAUUAGGCCUGGCUCGCAGUCGGCGUUCCAAUUCAUCCCAAAGGUGUUCGAUGUGGUUGAGGCCAGGGCUUUGUGCAGGCCAGUCAAGUUCUUCCACACCGAUCUUGACAAACCAUUUCUGUAUGGACCUCGCUUUGUGCACGGGGGCAUUGUCAUGCUGAAACAGGAAAGGGCCUUCCCCAAACUGUUGCCACAAAGUUGGAAGCACAGAAUUAUCUAGAAUGUAAUUAAUUGUAUGCUGUAGCAUUAAGAUUUCCCUUCACUGGAACUAAGGGGCCUAUCCCAAACCAUGAAAAACUGCCCCAGACCAUUAUUCCUCCUCCACCAAACAUUACAGUUGGCACUAUGAAUUCGGGCAGGUAGCGUUCUCCUGGCAUCCGCCAAACCCAGAUUUGUCCAUCGGACUGCCAGAUGGUGAAGAGUGAUUCAUCACUCCAGAGAACGCGUUUCCAUUGCUCCAGAGUCCAAUGGCGGCGAGCUUUACACCACUCCUGCCGACAUUUGGCAUUGCGCAUGGUGAUCUUAGGCUUGUGUGCGGCUGCUCGGCCAUGGAAACCCAUUUCAUGAAACUCCCUUCAAACAGUUAUUGUGUUGACGUUGCUUCCAAAGGCAGUUUGGAACUCUGUAGUGAGUGUUGCAACUGAAGACAGACGAUUUUUACGAGCUUCAGCACUUGACGGUCCCGUUCUAUGAGCUUGUGUGGCCUACCACUUCGCGGCUGAGCCGUUGUUGCUCCCAGACGUUUCCACUUCACAAUAACAGCACUUACAGUGGACCGGGGCAUCUCUAGCAGGGCAGAAAUUUGACAAACUGACUUGUUGGACAGGUGGCAUCCUAUGACGGUGCCACGUUGAAAGUCACUGAGCUCUUUAGUACGGGCCAUUCUACUGCCAAUGUUUGUCUAUGGAGAUUGCAUGGCUGUGUGCUCGAUUUUAUACACCUGUCAGCAACGGGUGUGGCUGAAAUAGCCGAAUUCACUAAUUUGAAGGGGUGUCCACAUACUUUUGUAUAUACAGUGCAUUCAGAAAGUAUACAGCUAUUUUCAGGUCUCUCCAGAGAUUUACGAUCGGGUUCAAGUCCGUGCUCUGGCUGUGCCACUCAAGGACAUUCAGAGACUUGUCCCGAAGCCACUCCUGCGUUGUCUUGGCUGUGUGCUUAGGGUCGUUGUCCUGUUGGAAGGUGAACCUUCGCCCCAGUCUGAGGUCCUGAGCGCUCUGGAGCAGGUUUUCAUCAAGAAUCUCUCAGUACUUUGCUCCGUUCAUCUUUCCCUCGAUCCUGACUAGUCUCCCAGUCCCUGUCGCUGGAAAAACAUCCCCACAUUUUAUUUUUAUGCCAACAUUUCUUUAUCUGUUUUCACUUCGUCAGUAUGGGGUAUUGUGUGUAGAUUUGAGGAAACCUUUUUAAAAUCCAUUUUUUUUUAAAUAAGGCUGUAACGUAACAAUGUGGGAAAAGGGGAAGGGGUCUGAAUACUUUCCCAAUGCACUGUAUAGUGUAUGUAUACGUAGGCAGGGGUAAAAGUGACUGGUUAGCAGGAUAAAUAAUAACAGGAACAGCAGCGUGAGAGUGACAUUGUGCUUGUGAAUAGAGACCUGAGAGUAUGAGUCAGUGCGGGUAGUCUGUGGAGAUAGAAGCUGUCUCUGCGCAUGUUGGUCCAAGACCUGAUGCUCCGGUACCGCUUGCCAGACGGUAAUGGAGAGAAUAGUCUGCGGCUGAAGUCUUUUGGCAAUUUUUCCGGGCCUUCCUCAGACACUGCUCGGUAUAAAUGUCGACUGAUGAUUUACUUUUAUUAUUUCUGUUUUUAAACUGGUCAGUAAAUGUCAUUUUGAAUGAUUUUUAAAUAAAAGAAAGCCAGUAAAAUGCUGUUUGUUAAAUGGGAUCUUGUUCGUGUCUCUUUGUAGAACUCUCUGCUAGACUGGAGCGUGGUGAAGGAGAGCUUCAAGACCGAAGUGGAGAAACUAUCACAGUAAGCUGACAGUCCAUUCUUAAACUCUUGUCUUAGAACCUCUCCUUCUUUAUCUCUGACAUCUCACUUUAACAUCGUUCUGCUUUCAAUUCUUCUUGGUUGUCUCUCUUUUCUAAGAAGUUAUCUGUGUAGGAAAUAGGCCUGGCCCCUACAAAAAAAUAAAAAAUCUUGGUCAACCAAGAGUCGUGUGUUCUUUCGACCAAUCGACUGGUCGAAAUUUUUAAACAUAGAUUUUUUUCCUUUAUAUAGACACACCCUAUGUGUUUUAGUAAAAUCAACUAUAUGUAGGCUACUGAGCUUGUUUGAUGCUUUAAGCACUGCGAUUUUUUUAAUAAUGAAGACACAAAUGACUCAAGAGGGAGCGAGAGAUCAAGAUGGCAUAACCAGAAGAAAAAAAAGCUGUUCCCGAACCACCACCCUCCCUUUGCUGCUGGCCUUUGCAGAUUCUGCCAUUACUUUUCCGAAGUUGCCUGUAAUAGAAUACACCUGGGACCGGCCACCUUUUCCAUUUUGCCAAUUUAUCUUACCAAUUCUACCGAUCUGUUAUAAUUUUCAUAUGCACAUUUUCGUGGAACAGUUAAAUUUAUUUUAUAAAAAGUCUUUGUAUCUUAAAACGAUUGUCAUGUGAUUUAAUGUAAAUUCUAUCUAAACGAAGAUUGUAGAAAUCUAAAAGUAUAUAAAAACUAUAAAAAUAGCCUAAAUAAAGCGAACCAAUAAUAACAUUGCACCUGCAGGUAGAAAAUAUUGGUGAUAAAAAAUUAAUCACAUUGGCUACGCAUGGCCUGUCUGCAAUGAACUUGAAACAUUGUAUCAACUAUCAACCUGGUCCAGCCCAAGGGCUAACAAACUUGCAACGUUGUAUAAAAUAUUCUGGACCCUCAGUUUCCUGCGCCAGUGAGCCCCGGACAGACACCGCUGUAUUUGUGCAAGAGAUGAAGUAAACCAGGUUUCCACCGGAUCAGAGCGUGACAUAUUUUUUUUUCUCCUUUCACGCUGAAUGGCUAUCGAAAGGGAGAUGGCUAGAAAGAUUUUGCAAAUAGGCUAAAUUGAGGAACUAUUGUCAUUUUCAAUCGAUGUAAAAACAGACUUUUGUUUACUUGCUGUUUUGAGGCAAAGAAAAAAUUACUUUGAGAAGCUCCACAGGUCAUUUAGUGGUCUAGUUCUAUGCGUAAUCAGGUGCGCGUCCUUACUCAACGUUGACAGGAGCGCUACAAACAAAAGACAACGACUAAAUUGACAGAACUCGUAAAUGGAAUUAAAUAAACCAAAACUUGUUUCUCACAAGUGUAGCCGAGGUUCUGUAGCCGAGGUUGUGCGCUCUGCAAACAACGUGUCCACUCCGACAACGAGAGUUGUAAAAGACUGGAAUAAUAAUAAUAUAUUGAAUGCAUUAACAGAAAUUACGGUAACCAAACGAACAUUGUAGAUAAUAAAUGAUGGUAAUUAAUGGUAAAUAUACUACAGGUGGUACUGGUGAGCCUCCGCAGUGGAUUAGUCCACUCAGACGUGCGUCAAUCAAGACGUGCCAUAAAACUUUUUAUUUUUUUUAAACUGCUCGACUAAAACAUUCUCGGUCGACCAACAGCCUAUCGACCAAACAAUCGACCAGUCGACUAAAUGGGGUCAGCUCUAGUAGGAAAGUACCAGUCGACUAAAUGGGGUCAGCUCUAGUAGGAAAGUACCGGUCGACUAAAUGGGGUCAGCUCUAGUAGGAAAGUACCGGUCAGCCCUACUCCACAUACAUCAUAUUGUGUGCCAUACCAUCAUACAGAAGCCUGACCAAGAAAAGCCCAGGUGGAGAAUCAGAAGUUCCCUAUAUACUGUCCUCUUCAGCCUUCUGUUGCUUCUGCUGGUCUGCUGUGGGGAGUCUCUCUCUUCUGCUGGUCUGCUGUGGGGAGUCUCUCUCUGCUGUGGUGAGUCUCUCUCUCUCUCUCUCUCUCUUCUGCUGGUCUGCUGUGGUGAGUCUCUCUCUUCUGCUGGUCUGCUGUGGUGAGUCUCUCUCUUCUGCUGUGGUGAGUCUCUCUCUUCUGCUGUGGGGAGUCUCUCUCUUCUGCUGUGGUGAGUCUCUCUCUUCUGCUGUGGUGAGUCUCUCUCUUCUGCUGUGGGGAGUCUCUCUCUUCUGCUGUGGGGAGUCUCUCUCUUCUGCUGUGGUGAGUCUCUCUCUUCUGCUGUGGGGAGUCUCUCUCUUCUGCUGGUCUGCUGUGGGGAGUCUCUCUCUCUCUCUCUUCUGCUGGUCUGCUGUGGUGAGUCUCUCUCUCUCUCUCUUCUGCUGGUCUGCUGUGGGGAGUCUCUCUCUUCUGCUGUGGUGAGUCUCUCUCUUCUGCUGUGGGGAGUCUCUCUCUUCUGCUGGUCUGCUGUGGGGAGUCUCUCUCUCUCUCUCUUCUGCUGGUCUGCUGUGGUGAGUCUCUCUCUCUCUCUCUCUUCUGCUGUGGUGAGUCUCUCUCUUCUGCUGUGGGGAGUCUCUCUCUUCUGCUGGUCUGCUGUGGGGAGUCUCUCUCUCUCUCUCUUCUGCUGGUCUGCUGUGGGGAGUCUCUCUCUUCUGCUGGUCUGCUGUGGUGAGUCUCUCUCUCUUCUGCUGGUCUGCUGUGGGGAGUCUCUCUUCGGCCAAGCAGGUAAUCUUCCUCGUAUUGUUGAAUAAAGCGCUGCUCCAUCUGUACGACUUCCCCCCCCCCCCCCAAGAAAUUACAUGUCAAAAGUGUCUUCUUCAUUGUAAGACACGGACAAUGGGCAGAAAAAUAACUGUGCCUUUCCACUCCCAGAUACAGACACCCCAAUAUAGUGGACCUUGUGGGCUACAGUAUCGGACGAGGAGCCCACUGUCUGCUCUAUGUCUUCAUGCCCAACGGCUCUCUGGAAGACCAGCUGCACAACCAGGUCAGUCUAUUUUUAUCUUUUAAAACUAAAGAACAUUGACGGGGACAGCUACAGUUGGAAGUUUACAUACACUCAGGUUGGAAUCAUUAAAACUCGUUUUUUCAACCACUCUACACAUUUCUUGUUAACAAACUAUAGUUUUGGCAAGUCGGUUAGGACAUCCACAUUGUGCAUGACACAAGUCAUUUUUCCAACAAUUGUUUACAGACAGAUUAUUUAACUUAUAAUUCACUGUAUCACAAUUCCAGUGGGUCAGAAGUUUACAUACACUAAGUUGACUGUGCUUUUAAACAGCUUGGAAAAUUCCAGAAAAUGAUGUCAGUGCUUUAGAAGCUUCUGAUAGGCUAAUUUGACAUAAUUUUAGUCAAUUGAAGGUGUACCUGUGGAUGUAUUUCAAGGCCUACCUUCAAACUCAGUGCCUCUUUGCUUGACAUCAUGGGAAAAUCAAAAGAAAUCAGCCAAGACCUCAGAAGAAAAUUGUAGACCUCCACAAGUCUGGUUCAUCCUUGGGAGCAAUUUCCAAACGCCUGAAGGUACCACAUUCAUCUGUACGAACAAUAGUACGCAAGUAUAAAUACCAUGGGACCAUGCAGCCGUCAUACCGCUCAGGAAGGAGACAAGUUCUGUCUCUUAGAGAUGAACGUACUUUGGUGCGAAAAGUGCAAAUCAAUCCCAGAACAACAGCAAAGGACCUUGUGAAGAUGCUGGAGGAAACAGGUACAAAAGUAUCUAUAUCCACAGUAAAACGAGUCCUAUAUCGACAUAACCUGAAAGGCUGCUCAACAAGGAAGUAGCCACUGCUCCAAAACCGCCAUAAAAAAGCCAGACUACGGUUUGCAACUGCACAUGGGGACAAAGAUUGUACUUUUUGGAGAAAUGUCCUCUGGUCUGAUGAAACAAAAAUAGAACUGUUUGGCCAUAAUGACCAUUGUUAUGUUUGGAGGAAAAAGGGGGUUGCUUGCAAGCCCAAGAACACCAUCCCAACCGUGAAGCAUGGGGGUGGCAGCAUCACGCUGUGGGGGUGCUUUGCUGCAGGAGGGACUGGUGCACUUCACAAAAUAGAUAGCAUCAUGAGGAAGGAAAAUGAUGUGGAUAUAUUGACGCAACAUCUCAAGACAUCAGUCAGGAAGUUAAAGCUUGGUCGCAAAUGGGUCUUCCAAAUGGACAAUGACCCCAAGUGUAUUUCCAAAGUUGUGGCAAAAUGGCUUAAGGACAACAAAGUCAAGGUAUUGAAGUGGCCAUCACAAAGCCCUGACCUCAAUCCUAUAGAAAAUUUGUGGGCAGAACUGAAAAAGCUUGUGCGAGCAAGGAGGCCUACAAACCUGACUCAGUUACACCAGCUCUGUCAGGAGGAAUGGGCCAAAAUUCACCCAACUUAUUGUGGGAAGCUUGUGGAAGGCUACCUGAAACGUUUGACCCAAGUUAAACAAUUUAAAGGCAACGCUACCAAAUACUAAUUGAGUGUAUGUAAACUUCUGACCCAUUGGGAAUGUGAUAAAAUAAAUAAAAGCUGAAAUAAAUCAUUCUCUCUACUGUUAUUCUGACAUUACACAUUCUUAAAAUAAAGUGGUGAUCCUAACUGACCUAAGACAGGGAAUUUUUACUAGGAUUAAAUGUCAGGAAUUGUUAAAAACUGAGUUUUUAGGUGUUUGUAAAAAGGUGUAUGUAAACUUCUGAUUUCAACUGUAUAUGGGGACGGGGACAGCUAUAUGGAGAGACGGGGACUGUUAUUGAGACAGCUUAUUAAACAAUAGGAAAGGAGGACAUGACACAAGGCUGGAACCUGGAAUAUAAUGUGUUGGUGUGUGUUGACUGUCCGUCUACGUGUGUGUCCCUCCCUCAGGCUAGUGCUGCCCUCUUCUGGCCACAGUGUGUCAGUGUGUUGCUGGGCACAGCCAGAGCCAUCCAGUUCCUCCACUCUUCCUCUCCCCAGCUCAUACACGGAGACGUCAAGAGGUAGGUUUUCCUGGCUACCCAUCCACAUGACGUUUCUCUUCCACCAUUCUUCUGGAUUUGCCUCCCUCCCCGAUGAUUUCUAGAAUGUUCUUAUUGUUCCUAGAAACCGAUGGGUUGGGCCAGAGCCAGCCUACAUGGUCUUAUCAACUUUGAUAUUCUGAUAAGUUAGAUUUGUAAGAGACGAUCCAGUUGCUGAUGAAUUUUUGUACAACUCCCCUCAUUUUGAAGUCGCACAAACAACUUCUAGGAGGGAGAGGCUAUACGGAAACGCCUGGUGCCCAAAUUGAUGACGUACAGCGCAGUCGGAAAGUAUUCAGACCCCUUGACUUUUUCCACAUUUUUUUUCCUUACAGCCUUAUUCUAAAAUUGAUUUAAAUUGGUUUUUUCCCCUCAUCAAUCUACACACAAUACCCCAUAAUGACAAAGCAAAAACAGGUUUUUAGAAAUUUUUGCAAAAAUACUGUAAUGUCACAUUUACAUAAGUAUUCAGACCCUUUACUCAGUACUUUGUUGAAGCACUUUUGGCAGCAAUUACAGCCUCGAGUCUUCUUGGGUGUGACGCUACAAGCUUGGCACACCUGUAUUUGGGGAGUUUCUCCCAUUCUUCUCUGCAGAUCCUCUCAAGCUCUGUCAGGUUGGAUGGGGAGCGUCACUGCGCAGCAAUUUUCAGGUCUCUCCAGAGAUGUACGAUCGUUUUCAAGUCCGGGCUCUGGCUGGGCCACUCAAGGACAUUCAGAGACUUGUCCCGAAGCCACUCCUGCAUUGUCUUGGCUGUGUGCUUAGGGUCGUUGUCCUGUUGGAAGGUGAACCUUGACCCCAGUCUGAGGUCCUGAGUGCGCUCAUCAAGGAUCUCUCAGUACUUUGCUGAAUAACAUUACAUUUACAUUUACAUUUUAGUCAUUUAGCAGACGCUCUUAUCCAGAGCGACUUACAGUUAGUACAUGCAUUAUUUUAUCGAACCCACAACCCUGGCGUUGCAAACGCCAUGCUCUACCAACUGAGCUACAUCCCCUGCCGGCCAAAUCCCUCCCCUACCCUGGACGACGCUGGGCCAAUUGUGCGCGCCGCCCCAUGGGUCUCCCGGUCGCGGCCGGCUACGACAGAGCCUGGAUUCGAACCAGGAUCUCUAGUGGCACAGCUUGCACUGCGAUGCAGUGCCUUAGACCACUGUGCCACUCGGGAGACUGCAACAUCCCCACAGCAUGAUGCUGCCACCGCCAUGCUUCACCGUAGGGAUGGUGCCAGGUUUCCUCCAGAUGUGACGCUUGGCAUUCAGGCCAAAGAGUUAAAUCUUGGUUUCAUCAGACCAGAGAAUCUUGUUUCUCAUGGUCUGAGAGUGCUUUAGGUGCCUUUUGGCAAACUCCAAGUGGGCUGUCAUGUGCCUUUUACUGAGGAGUGGCUUCCGUCUGGCCACUCUACCAUAAAGGCCUGAUUGGUGGAGUGCUGCAGAGAUGGUUGUCCUUCUGGAAGGUUCUCCCAUCUCUGCCGAGGAACUGGAGCUCUGUCAGAGUGACCAUCGGGUUCUUGAUCACCUCCCUGACCAAGGCCCUUCUCCCCCGAUUGCUCAGUUUGGCCGGGCGGCCAGCUCUAGGAAGAGUCUUGGUAGUUCCAAACGUCUUCCAUUUAAGAAUGAUGGAGGCCACUGUGUUCCUUGGGGACCUUCAAUGCUGCAGCAAAUUGUUUGGUACCCUUCCCCAGAUCUGUGACUCGUCAAAAUCCUGUCUCGGAGCUCUACGGACAAUUCCUUCGACCUCAUGGCUUGGUUUUUGCUCUGACGUGCACUGCAAACUGUGGGACCUUAUAUAGACAGGUGUGUGCCUUUCCAAAUCAUGUCUAAUCAAUUGAAUUUACCACAGUUGGACUCCAAUCAAGUUGUAGAAACAUCUCAAGGAUGAUCAAUGGAAACAGGAUGCACCUGAGCUCCAUAUCGAGUUUCAUAGCAAAGGGUCUGAAUACUUAUGUAAAUAAGGCAUUUCAGUUUAUUUUGAAUAAAUUUGCAAAAAAUGUCUACAUCUGUUUUGGAUUUCAUUAUGGGGUAUUGUGUGUAGAUUGAGGAUUUUUGUUAUUUUCUUUGAUCUGUUUUUUAAUAAGGCUGUAACUUAACAAAAUAUGGAAAAAGUCAAGGGGUCUGAAUACUUUAAGAAUGCACUGUUUGUCGCGCAGCUGAGAGUCGAGUGGAGAAGAAUGGAUUUAGUUCAGUCAGUCGUCCUGAUGAGCCCUUCCAGCUACCUAGUUUGUGCUGGCAACAACAGCAGCAUGGAGCUAGUUAAAACGUGUAAAAUAAAGUUGUGUUUUAUUUUGACGGGCGAGGGAGACACAACUUGUAGUAUUGGUCACCAUCUGGAUGUCACCGUGACAUGUCAAUCAGCUAACGUAAUGACAAGCCGGUGUGAAUGACCCCAAUGCGACGGUUUUGUAUCAAAGGUGCUUGCUAGCCUUUUCGCUGUGGGCGACAGGUCUGCCGGAGCGAAGCGAUAUGGUUGGGCGAAGAGGCGUGUGCUUGCAGACGUGAGUUGCUUCCCACCAGGCAGCUGUUUUACGUUGCUGGCGUAAGCUAACGUGGCCAGUUUUUUUUUUUUUUUCCCAUCCCACUAGAUAGAGGAGGAUAGUUGCCUAUACGAUAAAUAACUUGUAAUAUUAGUAUUUGGAACUAGUAGCCAUCUGGAUGUCGCCGUGAUAGUCGGGGAGAGUUUGCACUGGUAGCCGACCACACAACAACAUGGGGCAAAGUGUCCUUCACUCCCACUUGCCACAGUAAGGAUAGGGUAGUAGCUAGAUGGUAGCCAAUAUCAGGACAGUAAGGAGAGGGUAGUAGCUAGAUAGUAGCCAAUAUCAGGACAGUAAGGAGAGGGUAGUAGCUAGAUAGUAGCCAAUAUCAGGACAGUAAGGAGAGGGUAGUAGCUAGAUAGUAGCCAAUAUCAGGACAGUAAGGAGAGGGUAGUAGCUAGAUAGUAGCCAAUAUCAGGACAGUAAGGAGAGGGUAGUAGCUAGAUAGUAGCCAAUAUCAGGACAGUAAGGAGAGGGUAGUAGCUAGAUAGUAGCCAAUAUCAGGACAGUAAGGAUAGGGUAGUAGCUAGAUAGUAGCCAAUAUCAGGACAGUAAGGAGAGGGUAGUAGCUAGAUAGUAGCCAAUAUCAGGACAGUAAGGAGAGGGUAGUAGCUAGAUAGUAGCCAAUAUCAGGCCAGUAAGGAGAGGGUAGUAGCCAAUAUCAGGACAGUAAGGAGAGGGUAGUAGCUAGAUGGUAGCCAAUAUCAGGCCAGUAAGGAGAGGGUAGUAGCUAGAUAGUAGCCAAUAUCAGGACAGUAAGGAGAGGUAGUAGCUAGAUAGUAGCCAAUAUCAGGACAGUAAGGAGAGGGUAGUAGCUAGAUGGUAGCCAAUAUCAGGACAGUAAGGAGAGGGUAGUAGCUAGAUGGUAGCCAAUAUCAGGCCAGUAAGGAGAGGGUAGUAGCUAGAUGGUAGCCAAUAUCAGGACAGUAAGGAGAGGGUAGUAGCUAGAUGGUAGCCAAUAUCAGGACAGUAAGGAGAGGGUAGUAGCUAGAUAGUAGCCAAUAUCAGGCCAGUAAGGAGAGGGUAGUAGCUAGAUGGUAGCCAAUAUCAGGACAGUAAGGAGAGGGUAGUAGCUAGAUAGUAGCCAAUAUCAGGCCAGUAAGGAGAGGGUAGUAGCUAGAUAGUAGCCAAUAUCAGGACAGUAAGGAGAGGGUAGUAGCUAGAUAGUAGCCAUAUCAGGCCAGUAAGGAGAGGGUAGUAGCUAGAUAGUAGCCAAUAUCAGGACAGUAAGGAGAGGGUAGUAGCUAGAUAGUAGCCAAUAUCAGGCCAGUAAGGAUAGGGUAGUAGCUAGAUAGUAGCCAAUAUCAGGACAGUAAGGAGAGGGUAGUAGCUAGAUAGUAGCCAAUAUCAGGACAGUAAGGAGAGGGUAGUAGCUAGAUAGUAGCCAAUAUCAGGACAGUAAGGAGAGGGUAGUAGCUAGAUAGUAGCCAAUAUCAGGACAGUAAGGAGAGGGUAGUAGCUAGAUGGUAGCCAAUAUCAGGACAGUAAGGAGAGGUAGUAGCUAGAUGGUAGCCAAUAUCAGGACAGUAAGGAGAGGAGUAGCUAGAUGUAGCCAAUAUCAGGACAGUAAGGAGAGGGUAGUAGCUAGAUAGUAGCCAAUAUCAGGCCAGUAAGGAAGGGUAGUAGCUAGAUAGUAGCCAAUAUCAGGACAGUAAGGAAGGGUAGUAGCUAGAUAGUAGCCAAUAUCAGGACAGUAAGGAGAGGGUAGUAGCUAGAUAGUAGCCAAUAUCAGGACAGUAAGGAGAGGGUAGUAGCUAGAUAGUAGCCAAUAUCAGGACAGUAAGGCAGAGGAGUAUAGCUAGAUAGUAGCCAAUAUCAGGACAGUAAGGAGAGGGUAGUAGCUAGAUAGUAGCCAAUAUCAGGACAGUAAGGAGAGGGUAGUAGCUAGAUAGUAGCCAAUAUCAGACAGUAAGGAGAGGGUAGUAGCUAGAUAGUAGCCAAUAUCAGGACAGUAAGGAGAGGGUGUAGUAGUGGUAGCCAAUAUCAGGACAGUAAGGAGAGGGUAGUAGCUAGAUGGUAGCCAAUAUCAGGCCAGUAAGGAUAGGGUAGUAGCUAGAUGGUAGCCAAUAUCAGGACAGUAAGGAGAGGGUAGUAGCUAGAUAGUAGCCAAUAUCAGGACAGUAAGGAGAGGGUAGUAGCUAGAUGUAGCCAAUAUCAGGACAGUAAGGAGAGGGUAGUAGCUAUGUAGCCAAUAUCAGGACAGUAAGGAGAGGGUAGUAGAUAGCCAAUAUCAGGCCAGUAAGGAGAGGGUAGUAGCUAGAUGGUAGCCAAUAUCAGGACAGUAAGGAAGGGUAGUAGCUAGAUAGUAGCCAAUAUCAGGACAGUAAGGAGAGGGUAGUAGCUAGAUAGUAGCCAAUAUCAGGACAGUAAGAGAGUUCAGCUAGAUGUAGCAAUAUAGGCAUAAGAAGUGUAGCUAGAUGGUAGCCAAUAUCAGGACAGUAAGGAGAGGGUAGUAGCUAGAUAGUAGCCAGUAAGGAGAGGGUAGUAGCUAGAUAGUAGCCAAUAUCAGGCAAGGGUGACAGCUAAAGCACAUUAUAGUGAUUUCCACUACAAAAUGUACAACUAUAGCAUUAACGUCUACAUUUUUGUAAAAGAAACGUACAAAAUUCGUCAUAAAUUUGGGCCCCAUGCGUGUCCGUAUAGCCUCUCCCCUUCUAGAAUGGCAGUUUCAGACUGAAUGUAUGUAGCGAUCGAUAGAGGAGUGGAAUUAAAUUCAGGCUGAGCCACCAGGCAAGAGGUAGGCUGCUCUGUUAAAUUCAGGCUGAGUCACCAGGCAAGAGGUAGGCUGCUCUGUUAAAUUCAGGCUGAGGUCACCAGGCAAGAGGUAGGCUGCUCUGUUAAAUUCAGGCUGAGUCACCAGGCAAGAGGUAGGCUGCUCUGUUAAAUUCAGGCUGAGUCACCAGGCAAGAGGUAGGCUGCUCUGUUAAUUCAGGCUGAGUCACCAGGCAAGAGGUAGGCUGCUCUGUUAAAUUCAGGCUGAGUCACCAGGCAAGAGGUAGGCUGCUCUGUUAAAUUCAGGCUGAGUCACCAGGCAAGAGGUAGGCUGCUCUGUUAAAUUCAGGCUGAGCCACCAGGCAAGAGGUAGGCUGCUCUGUUCACUGAAUCAUUAUUUUGUCCCCAUCAUUUCUUACUAUCAAGGAUGCUUGAUGACCAUAUUAAGCCCUCCAUCUUCCAGAGGUAUGAUGCUCACUCACUGAAUCUGAUCAAUUACUCCUUUAUUUGAAGAAUAGUGUUUUUAACGACACUAAUUUCUUACGAUCAAGGAUACUUGAUGACCAUAUUAAGCCUCCAUCUCAUCUUUGAAAUGAGAAAUUAGCCUCUAGAAGAACAACUGGCAGAUAUACAGCUGAUGCUGACUUUUGUACGAAAACUAGGCACAAUAAAUAGGUUUUGCAUUGAUCCUAAGUGAGGAGGCUGUUUUUUUCUGUUGAUAAAUCCCACUCAAACCAUCCGUCGUCUUCUUUCUCCAGCUCCAACAUCCUAUUGGACGAGCACCUGGAGCCUAAGCUGGGUGACUUUGGCCUGGCCCGGUUCUGCUCCAGCAGCAGCAGGUCAGCUGGUAGAACCACCACGGUAGCCUAUACCAGGACGGUGAGGGGAACGCAGGCGUACUUACCUGACGAAUACCUCAAAACAGGAGAGUUGGGAGUAGCCAUCGACACCUUCAGCUUUGGAGUGGUAGGAGGAGAGCACACACUAUACUACUAUACUAUACUACUGUACUAUACUACUGUACUACUGUGUACUACUAUAAUAUAAUACUAUACUACUGUUAUACUAUACUACUGUACUACUAUAGUAUACUACUGUACUAUACUACUGUACUACUGUGUACUACUAUAAUAUACUACUAUACUACUGUUAUACUAUACUACUGUACUAAUAUAAUAUACUACUGUACUAUACUACUGUACUACUGUGUACUACUAUAAUAUACUACUAUACUACUGUUAUACUAUACUACUGUACUAAUAUAAUAUACUACUGUACUAUACUACUGUACUACUGUGUACUACUAUAAUAUACUACUAUACUACUGUUAUACUAUACUACUGUACUACUAUAGUAUACUAAUGUACUACUAUAAUAUACUACUGUACUAUACUACUGUACUACUGUGUACUACUAUAAUAUACUACUAUACUACUGUUAUACUAUACUACUGUACUACUAUAAUAUACUACUGUACUACUGUGUACUACUAUAAUAUAAUACUAUACUACUGUUAUACUAUACUACUGUACUACUAUAGUAUACUACUGUACUACUAUACUAUACUACUGUACUACUAUACUAUACUACUAUAAUAUACUACUGUACUACUAUACUACUAUACUGUACUACUAUACUAUACUACUGUACUAUACUACUGUACUGCUAUAAUAUACUACUAUACUACUGUUAUACUAUACUACUGUACUACUAUAGUAUACUCCUGUACUACUAUACUAUAUACUAUACUACUGUACUAAACUAAUGUACUAUACUACACUACUGUACUAUACUACUGUACUACUAUAAUAUACUACUGUACAACACUAUACUAUUGUACUGUAUUAUACUAUACUACUGUACUAAUAUACUACUGUACUACAAUAGUGUAGUAUAGUACUAUACUAUACUACUGUACUAUACUACUACUGUACUACACUAUACUACUGUACUACUAUACUACUGGAGACUACUGUAGUAUAGUAUAUAGACUACUAUACACCAAGACAACUGUUCCAAUGACUGGGUAGAUGUUACACAAUCAUCUUAUCUUCUCUUCCUCAGGCUGCUGGUGGUUGGAUGGCUGUGAUGCGUAGAAGUUGAGAGAGUCGAACUGCCUCUGGAAGGUGUCGUGUGGGGUUUCUAGUGUUCUGUCCUGUAAGAGAGAAAAAUAAUAACCGUAGCCACUGACACUACCACACACUGACCAGACCUAGCCACAUGACACUAGCCACACUGACAGCCAGCCACUGCACAGCACACGACCACUAGCCAACUGACACUGACCACACUACACUAGCCACACUGACACUAGCCACACUGACAUAGCCCACUGACACUAGCCACACUGACACUAGCACCACUAGCACACUGACACUAGCCACACUGACACACCACCUGACACUAGCCACACUGACACUAGCCACACUGACACUAGCCACACUGACACUAGCCACACUGACGCUAGCCACACUGACACUGACACUAGCCACACUGACACUAGCCACACUGACACUAGCCACACUGACACUAGCCACACUGACACUGACACUAGCCACACUGACACUAGCCACACUGACACUAGCCACACUGACACUGACACUAGCCACACUGACACUAGCCACACUGACACUAGCCACACUGACACUAGCCACACUGACACUAGCCACACUGACACUAGCCACACUGACACUAGCCACACUGACACUGACACUAGCCACACUGACACUAGCCACACUGACACUAGCCACACUGACACUAACGCCACACUGACCUAACCUAAUGCCACACUGACACUAGCCACACUGACACUAGACACCACACUGUUCCCUAGCCACACUGACACUAGCCACACUGACACUAGCCACACUGACACUAGCCACACUGACACUGACACUAGCCACCACACUGACGCUAGCCACACUGACACUAGCCACACUGAACACUGACCUAGCCACACUGACACUAGCCACACUGACCUAGCCACACUGACGCUAGCCACACUGACGCUAGCCACACUGACCUAGCCACACUGACACUACCAGCCACACUGCCACAGCCUACCCACACUGACGUUAGCCACACUGACACUAGCCACACUGACACUGACACUAGCCACACUGACACUAGCCACACUGACACUAGCCACACUGACACUAGCCACACUGACACUAGCCACACUGACACUGACACUAGCCACACUGACACUAGCCACACUGACGCUAGCCACACUGACGCUAGCCACACUGACACUAGCCACACUGACACUGGACACUAGCCACACUGACACUGACACUAGCCACACUGACGCUAGCCACACUGACGCUAGCCACACUGACGCUAGCCACACUGACACUAGCCACACUGACACUAGCCACACUGACACUGACGCUAGCCACACUGACGCUAGCCACACUGACGCUAGCCACACUGACACUGACACUAGCCACACUGACACUAGCCACACUGACACUAGCCACACUGACACUAGCCACACUGACACUAGCCACACUGACACUAGCCACACUGACACUAGCCACACUGACGCUAGCCACACUGACGCUAGCCACACUGACGCUAGCCACACUGACGCUAGCCACACUGACACUGACACUAGCCACACUGACACUGACACUAGCCACACUGACGCUAGCCACACUGACGCUAGCCACACUGACGCUAGCCACACUGACGCUAGCCACACUGACGCUAGCCACACUGACGCUAGCCACACUGACACUAGCCACAUGACACUGACACUAGCCACACUGACGCUAGCCACACUGACGCUAGCCACACUGACACUAGCCCACCACUGACACUAGCCACACUGACACUAGCCACACUGACACUAGCCACACUGACACUGACAAUAGCCACACUGACGCUAGCCACACUGACGCUAGCCACACUGACGCUAGCCACACUGACGCUAGCCACACUGACACUAGCCACACUGACACUGACACUAGCCACACUGACACUGACACUAGCCACACUGACACUGACACUAGCCACACUGACGCUAGCCACACUGACGCUAGCCACACUGACACUAGCCACACUGACACUAGCCACACUGACACUGACACUAGCCACACUGACGCUAGCCACACUGACGCUAGCCACACUGACACUAGCCACACUGACACUAGCCACACUGACACUAGCCACACUGACACUGACACUAGCCACACUGACGCUAGCCACACUGACACUAGCCACACUGACACUAGCCACACUGACGCUAGCCACACUGACGCUAGCCACACUGACGCUAGCCACACUGACACUAGCCACACUGACACUGACACUAGCCACACUGACGCUAGCCACACUGACACUAGCCACACUGACACUGACACUAGCCACACUGAGGCUAGCCACACUGACACUAGCCACACUGACACUAGCCACACUGACGCUAGCCACCAUUUUACUCAAGUAGCAGUACUGUUACUUUAAUGACAUUUUACUCAAGUAGCAGUACUGUUACUUUAAUGACAUUUUACUCAAGUAGAAGUACUGUUACUUUAAUGACAUUUUACUCAAGUAGCAGUACUGUUACUUUAAUGACAUUUUACUCAAGUAGAAGUACUGUUACUUUAAUGACAUUUUACUCAAGUAGCAGUACUGUUACUUUAAUGACAUUUUACUCAAGUAAAAUUACUCAGUUUGAAAAAUACUAAAAGUGCUCAGAAAGCUAAUCAGUAACGGUAAGGUGUAAUUGUAUUUGUAAUUGGUUAUUAGGCACAAAAUGGAAGAAAAUGGAGUGAAACAGGGAGAGACUACCUAGACUAGUCCAUUCACAUCUUGUUUUCUUUUGCAAAACGAUGUGCCCUUCUGAAGUAACACAUGCCUGGUUUCCCAGGUCUAAACUAGUCACUGACUUAAAUCAAAUCAAAUGUUAUUUGUCACAUGCGCCGAAUACAACAGGUGUAGACCUUACAGUGAAAUUCUUACUUACAAGCCCUUAACCAACAAUGCCGUUUUAAGAAAGACUACACAAAAAAAUACAAGAUAAAAUAAUACGAAAUAAAAGUUACUAAUAAUUAAAGAGCAGCAGUAAAAAUAACAAUAGCGAGGCUAUAUAGCUCCUCUGUAGCUCAGCUGGUAGAGCAUGGCGCUUGUAACGCCAAGGUAGUGGGUUCGAUCCCCGGGACCACCCAUACACAAAAAAAAAAAAAAUUAUGUGACGCUAGCCACACUGACGCUAGCCACACUGACGCUAGCCACACUGACGCUAGCCACACUGACAAUGACACUAGCCACACUGACACUGACGCUAGCCACACUGACACUAGCCACACUGACGCUAGCCACACUGACGCUAGCCACACUGACGCUAGCCACACUGACACUAGCCACACUGACACUAGCCACACUGACACUAGCCACACUGACACUAGCCACACUGACACUAGCCACACUGACACUAGCCACACUGACGCUAGCCACACUGACAAUGACACUAGCCACACUGACACUGACGCUAGCCACACUGACACUAGCCACACUGACACUAGCCACACUGACACUAGCCACACUGUUACUAGCCACACUGACACUAGCCACACUGUUACUAGCCACACUGUUACUAGCCACACUGACACUGACACUAUCCACACUGACACUAGCCACACUGACACUGACACUAGCCACACUGACAAUGACACUAGCCACACUGACACUAGCCACACUGACACUAGCCACACUGACACUAGCCACACUGACGCUAGCCACACUGACACUAGUCACACUGACACUGACACUAGCCACACUGACACUGACACUAGCCACACUGACACUAGCCACACUGACACUAGUCACACUGACACUAGCCACACUGACACUAGUCACACUGACACUGACGCUAGCCACACUGACACUAGCCACACUGACACUAGCCACACUGACACUAGCCACACUGUUACUAGCCACACUGACACUAGCCACACUGUUACUAGCCACACUGUUACUAGCCACACUGACACUGACACUAUCCACACUGACACUAGCCACACUGACACUGACACUAGCCACACUGACAAUGACACUAGCCACACUGACACUAGCCACACUGACACUAGCCACACUGACACUAGCCACACUGACGCUAGCCACACUGACACUAGUCACACUGACACUGACACUAGCCACACUGACACUGACACUAGCCACACUGACACUAGCCACACUGACACUAGUCACACUGACACUAGCCACACUGACACUAGUCACACUGACACUGACACUAGCCACACUGACACUGACACUAGUCACACUGACACUAGCCACACUGACACUAGCCACACUGACACUAGCCACACUGACACUAGUCACACUGACACUGACACUAGUCACACUGACACUAGCCACACUGACACUAGCCACACUGACACUAGCCACACUGUUACUAGCCACACUGUUACUAGCCACACUGUUACUAGCCACACUGACACUAGCCACACUGACACUAGCCACACUGACACUAGCCACACUGACACUAGCCACACUGACACUAGCCACACUGACAAUGACACUAGCCACACUGACACUAGCCACACUGACACUAGCCACACUGACACUAGUCACUAGCCACACUGACACUAGCCACACUGACACUAGUCACACUGACACGCUCAUCAGAUGUUCUGCACCUGUAAUGUCUGGUACUUCAAAACCUAACAUCUUGUAUAAUUUUCCACUUCAGAAAGACCUGGUGACGGAGGUUGAAGACGACAGAGGUCAUCAGGCCAGAGGGAGGUCAAAGAGGGGUUCAGAGAGAGUAACCGAGGAACAGCCUAGUAUUCACCCAGCUGCUACACACAUCUGGCAGAAGCACCUGGACCCCAGACUGCUGGCGACAGGGACGGCAGGCUCCCCUCCUCUGGCCCCACACGGCUCCCUGGACCUGGCUGCUCUGGCCUGUCGCUGUCUGGAGGCCAAGCGGAAGAGAAGGCCCCCCAUGACUGAGGUAGCACUCGUCAACGUGUGAUUCCAACAAGUGUGGAACGUAUUGUGACCAGGGUCUAUUACAUUUAAAUUCCAGUCAAUUCAGAAAGUAAACCAAAUUCCAAUUCCGUUAUUGAAAAGCAUUGAAGAGAAUUGGAAUUUCUGUGUAAUUCCUGAAUUGAAAUGGACUUGACCCCAACCCUAAUUGUGACCUUAACUGUGUUGUGACAUGUCCCAUUGUGCCAUGACUCCUAGGUGUUCCAGGUGCUUCUAGACAUCCACACCCGUCUGAAGGCCUCAGACAGAGCCUCAUCCACUCUCAACGUAUCCUCCUCCUCUCCUUCUCACCAGCCCUUCCCCAAACCUCCUCAAUCAGCCAUAGACUCGUGUAUAGACUGCCUAACAGACGUUCUGUCAAAGAUGGGUCCACUGGAAGACACGUACCACUGCCCCCCUCACCCCUCCUCCACCCUGCCUCACCCCUCCUCCACCCUGCCUCACCCCUCCUCCUUCCUUGGUCCAUGUGAAUCGGAUGAGAGCCAAGGUUACUCCCAGUACUGUGCUCCUCCCUCCCAGCUCCCCCAUAGUGACACCAGAUCAGACCCCCAGACCUCCUUGCCGUGUGGUGGGGCCUCUGGGACAGUGCAGGGGGACAGUUGUGGUUGGUUUUCACCAGUCGGACGGUUACGCUCCAGUUCACCGUGCUCAGCGUCAGGUAAGAGGAUUAGUCGUCUCAGAGUCCAGGGUCAGGGUGUACAGCUCAAUUCCAUGAGGGCUGCAGCCAUGGGGAUUUUAGUUUCACUCCAUCAGUGCCCGUAGAAACACACCUCUGGGUCAUGUUCAUUAGCAUCCAAUCAAAUCAAAUCAAAUAGCAGGGAGAGAAAGUGUAGUCAAAUAUCCUACUCAAGUAGCAGUACUGUUACUUUAAUGACAUUUUAUUCAAGUAGCAGUACUGUUACUUUAAUGACAUUUUACUCAAGUAGCAGUACUGUUUAAUGACAUUUUACUCAAGUAGCAGUACUGUUUAAUGACAUUUUACUCAAGUAGCAGUACUGUUACUUUAAUGACAUUUUACUCAAGUAGCAGUACUGUUACUUUAAUGACAUUUUACUCAAGUAAAAUUACUCAGUUUGAAAAAUACUAAAAGUGCUCAGAAAGCUACUCAGUAACGGUAAGGUGUAAUUGUAUUUGUAAUUGGUUAUUAGGCACAAAAUUGAAGAAAAUGGAGUGAAACAGGGAGAGACUACCUAGACUAGUCCAUUCACAUCUUGUUUUCUUUUGCAAAACGAUGUGCCCUUCUGAAGUAACACAUGCCUGGUUUCCCAGGUCUAAACUAGUCACUGACUUCAAAUCAAAUGUUAUUUGUCACAUGCGCUGAAUACAACAGGUGUAGACCUUACAGUGAAAUUCUUACUUACAAGCCCUUAACCAACAAUGCAGUUUUAAGAAAGAAUGCACAAAAAAAUACAAGAUCAAAUAAUACGAAAUAAAAGUUACAAAUAAUUAAAGAGCAGCAGUAAAAAUAACAAUAGCGAGGCUAUAUACAUGGGGUACCGGUUAAAUGGCAGCAACUAAAAACAACACUGACUGCAUCCCUCACGGCCUGGAGUUGUGGACCUCUGCUCUUACCCAACACUGUCCAUUUAACGUAUUACCUGUCAGGAAACACACGUCUCUCUCUCUGCCAGGCUUGCCCUGCCAUGGAGUAGUUGUUAAUGCAUGCAAAGAGCGUUUCCUCCACAAGAUGGCGCUCUAUGACGACGGCAGAAUACAGACCGGCGAGCUUUUUUCCUCGGCUCUUUGUAAGCUGCUCUUUCAUUCCAUGAUCUGACCUUUCCCCACAUUCAACUCCCUAACGGUGUUUUGUAAUGAUGCAAGUACUUUAUUUGACUACAAGUCAAACUAUACAUUAUUGUCAGUAUGCGCAAUAGCUGUUGUUUUUCUAUCCGGUGUAUGUGACAAUAAAAUAUCUUUAAUAUUAUUUAUUAUUUUAUUUAAUAUAUAUAUAUAUUGAUCUUUCAGAUGCUGAGAUGAACCCACAAUGCCGAGGACCAGAAGAGAGUGAUGAGCUUGAGUACCUAUCAGGGGAGGCCAGUGAGAAUCAGGACUGCACACGCAGACACACCAACUUUCCCAACUAA